Lotus japonicus is the source of this 849-nucleotide messenger RNA. Its product is annotated as eukaryotic translation initiation factor. Gene Ontology annotation, biological process: translational initiation. The coding region runs from base 41 to 643 and encodes 200 amino acids. The transcript has 5 exons. Gene Ontology annotation, cellular component: cytoplasm; eukaryotic translation initiation factor 4F complex. Gene Ontology annotation, molecular function: RNA 7-methylguanosine cap binding; translation initiation factor activity. NCBI's taxonomy places the organism in Eukaryota, Viridiplantae, Streptophyta, Magnoliopsida, Fabales, Fabaceae. The record is from RefSeq and is a predicted model, not a curated record.
GAGCAAAACCUCACUCAUCUCAUUCCUUCUAAAGACGAAUAUGACAACCGAAGCGGCCGUUGAAGACGUUGCGGCGGCGCCAGUGCCAGUGCCGGCACCGGAGACGGGUUUGAAGAACAAAUUGGACAGAAAGUGGACUUUCUGGUUCGAUAACCAAUCGAAACCCAAGCAAGGUGCUGCUUGGGGAACCUCUCUUCGCAAGGUUUACACCUUCGACACCGUCGAGGAGUUCUGGUGUUUGUAUGAUCAGAUAUUCAAGCCCAGCAAGCUUCCUAAUGGUGGGGACUUCCACAUGUUCAAGGAUGGGGUUGAACCAAAGUGGGAAGAUCCUGAGUGUGCCAAUGGAGGAAAAUGGACUGUCACCAGCAGCAGGAAGGGCAAUCUUGAUACCAUGUGGCUUGAAACUCUGAUGGCUUUAAUCGGGGAGCAACUUGAGGAUGCUGAGGACAUUUGCGGUGUGGUUGCAAGUGUGCGCCAGUGGCAGGACAAACUUUCAUUAUGGACAAAGACAGCAGCAAAUGAAGCUGCACAGAUGAGCAUUGGAAGGAAGUGGAAGGAAAUCAUUGAUGUUACCGACAAGAUAACAUAUAACUUCCAUGAAGAUGCUAAAAAUCGAGGUGCAAAGGCUCGAUACACUGUAUAAGACAUUGCAGGAGGAUUUUCUCAAGCUUGUGCUGGCAAGGCUGUGUACUAUUGAUUUUUGUACCAUGUUCUAUAUGUAUUAGAAUGCACUGCGUUUCUGGGCUGAGGAGUUACUUUUCUUUUUGUUCCCCCACCCGUCUUUGGGGGCAACACUAUUGUAAUCUGUUUGAAUUUUUGAAAUGGUUAUCAAAAUUUUCAUUUGAGUUA